Diaporthe citri is the source of this 459-nucleotide messenger RNA. RefSeq lists its product as uncharacterized. Bases 1 to 459 code for a protein of 152 amino acids. The record is from RefSeq and is a predicted model, not a curated record. The transcript has a single exon. NCBI's taxonomy places the organism in Eukaryota, Fungi, Ascomycota, Sordariomycetes, Diaporthales, Diaporthaceae.
AUGGCAAGGCGUGUUUUUGUCAGUGUUUCGAAAAACAGCCCUCUGUUCAAUGCCGCUUGGGAAGACCCUGAAUCGGUUGUCGCGGAUGCGCUCCACCUAGUCCAACGUCACGGCUUGGUUCCAAGUGGUAUUGCUCCAGCCUCUCGGCUCCUUGCUGUAGAGCGGUGGAACAGGAUUCACCUCGUCUUCGACAUCAGUCAUGGCGCUUACGAUGCUGAGACUGCUCAUCUCCCAAGCGAGAACAACUUGACGGUUCUCGCGGUCCAUUUCAGCGGGAAAGGCAACAAUGGUACUGAGAGUGCUAGAAUGGCACCCGGAAAGUUGGCGGAUGAAGUCAACAGAGAAAUUCAGGAGAUUCACGACUUGACGGGGUUCGGAAGCCAGCCACCUUUCAUCAUCGACCAUGCGAAUGGGAAGGUCCCAGUCUACCCAAACCCUCGAACGAUGAAAAUGACUUAG